AUGCAAGAAGAGGGCAAAACAGAUGAUGGUUUUAUCCCUCUUGGCAUUUGCCAUAGGCUAUUCAAUUUCAUCAUCAAUAGCUUCCUUACAAGACAUUUUACAUCACCUCAUGAUGAAAGAUCUCAAGCUCAUCAAGUCAGAAAUCCGGACCAUGAUGUAAUUAGUCACCAUCAUCAUGGCCAUGACACGGAUCAUGAAAUACUAGUUGAGUUUAGACACAUUAAUGGUUCAAUUGUGAACAGGAAAAACAAGAGCUCUGGUCAAAAUUUGGUCAAAGAAAACGGGAAUCCGACAUUAACCCGUCAGAAAACGGAUUCACAGGAUCAAAGGAAUGGAAAUGGUGAUCAAGAAAAAGCCCCCAAAAGGACGAAUUUGAAGAUCAUAGAAGGUGGGAAUCUGCCUGGAAGGAGGCAUCAUCUUUUGAGUGUUGCUUCAAAUAUAAAUGAGAAAGCUGAUGCAUUUAUAAGGAGCAAGAAAGAAGCCAUGGAAAAGAACUUGAGCAUGAAAGAGAUCAACGAUGUGUGA
Messenger RNA from Lactuca virosa, 525 nucleotides. NCBI's taxonomy places the organism in Eukaryota, Viridiplantae, Streptophyta, Magnoliopsida, Asterales, Asteraceae. The record is from the annotation of a GenBank genome assembly.